Penicillium soppii is the source of this 366-nucleotide messenger RNA. RefSeq lists its product as uncharacterized. Lineage: Eukaryota; Fungi; Ascomycota; Eurotiomycetes; Eurotiales; Aspergillaceae. The transcript has 2 exons. The record is from RefSeq and is a predicted model, not a curated record. Bases 1 to 366 code for a protein of 121 amino acids.
AUGUCGGCAAAAUCUGCUGAACAAAAUCUGCAGGAACUCAAGGCUCGCCAAAGCCAGCUCAAAAAUGACCUGUUGCACCUUGACCACAAACAGAGAGACAUUUUGAUCAGGCAGGAUAGAACAAACUAUUACGAGGCACUUCUGCAACAAAAGGAGGAACAAUACUUUGAGAAACGUCGCAAAUACGAUGACCGACGAGACGAGCGGAUCGCCCUACUGGAUGAAUGCCUCCAGGAUGGUGAAGAUAAACGCAGUCGAGUUGAGAACAUUGAGGACUCCGAGCUACGCGCAAAGCUCUUUGCCGACAUCGGCAAGAUGAUGGAAGAUUGUGCUAGGCUGUUGGAGAUUGAAAGUGAGAGUUAUUGA